CCUCGACUAUCUCCGAGAUAGUCCGUCCACAAGUGGGUUUACUGUUUGUUGCCAGGCAUUUUUCGAGCGGAGGGCAUACGAUUGUAAUUAAACUGCUUUAUACUUGCUUCAUGUGUUUUACGGGAGAGGUCCUAUUUGGAAUACAGGAUAAAAACAUGGGAACGGGUAAGAUAUCUUGGAAGAAGAAGAUACUAAAUUCGUUAACAAUUCGGAAUGAGCUUGGACGAUAUCUCAUCUGCGAGUUCUACUCGACGUUCAUUGUAUCGGCCUUCGUACAUGCGGCUGUCGCUCAGGAUGUGGUAUCUAGGACAGGAUCGGGAUUCAACGUCGCCUUGGCCGCCGGUAUGGGGGUCAUGUUCGGCAUCUACUCCGGGUUCGGUGUCUCAGGGGGCCACGUCAACCUGGCUCUAUCGAUAGGAAUAGCUGCUAUAGGAAUAUUCCCUUGGAGAAGGAUUCCUCUCUAUUUCUUAGCCGAACUAGCGGGCGGGUUCGCCGGAGCCUGGGUCGUCUAUCGAGUUUACGAAGACGCCUUUGAUCAUUUUGACGGUGGAAUGCGUCAAGCGUUUGGCGAGAACGGCACGGCGGGGAUCUUUGCCACGUUCCCACAACCUUACCUGUCUGUUACGACCGGGUUCCUCGAACAGGUAUUGAACACGGCGCUAUUAUUAGCCGUUAUAGGUGCGAUGAUGGACCGACGAAACAACCCUCCUCCUCUCAGCUUCGCACCUUUCUUCUUUGGUUUGAUUGUAUUCACCAUCCUCAUGAGCUAUGGAUAUAAUGCAGGAGCACCCCUGAAUCCUUCGAUAGACCUAUCAGGACGUCUUCUUCUGGCUGCAAUGGGCUACGGCAAGGAGGUCUGGACACCCGGUGGUGUUCAUUGGUGGUGGAUACCCAUCUUAGGACCCGCCAUCGGGAGUGCUCUCGGAUCCUGGGCCUACUACCUCGCUAUCUCCAUACACCAUCCUCCUCUUGAUGUGAAAGAGAAUGCAACAGACUACAACGAAAACAUAGAGCUUGGCAAUAAAGAUGGAAUGACUAACAACCACACUGCGGAGCAAAAUGGUUUAACGAACUCGACGACGAUCACAUUGAGAAGAAGGUCAUCGGACGUCGACCAGGAGAAUGAUAUCAUGGAUGACAUGUCGAGACCGCUAUCUGUUGACGCCCUCUGCCAUAAUUCAUUACAAAACGAUGCCACGAAUGAUAUAUAUUUGUAACUUCUAGCAAGGAAAGAAAUAUAAACAUGCGUUAUGAACUAUAAGGUAUGCGUUGAUGAAGGUCCUAGACCUCCAUAAGAAUGUGUUUCUCUCGGCGUAUCUAGCAUAAUAUACAGAUCAAAGACGAAAUGGAUACUAAGUUUUCUUCAGUAAGUCUCGGAAUAUUUUAAGAGGACAAGACAGUUCAGGGUAUAUGUCCAGCCAGACAAAUCAGUUCCCACCAUCAAACACAAUCAUUUGAAUUUAAUUUGUUGAUUCGAGAUUUAUCAGCCGGAAAAUAUUCGUGAAUGAUAAAUUUUGAAACAAGUUCAUAUUAAAGCGAAUCAGUCGUAACACAAAUUGGUGGCGGAUAAGUUAUGAAAAUUAGCACGAAACCUGUGAUUCCCGAAACUGCAGGUUUCUUCUGCAAAAUUUUCAGAGGUUGUGUUCUAUUACCCACCACACCCACACAAUAUCUGGUUACCCUUUGGCAUUUACUAAUAAUGUGCAUUACUACUAAGUAUUCUAUUUAAAUGUAGGACAUUAUUAUAUGCCAACAAACAUUCACUACCCGUUCCUCUACUUUUCUGUUUCUAUGAAAACAAACUUAAUAUCAGGAUGUACUUUCCCUUAAACAGCGCUUGUAACUCAGUGUUAACACCUAUUUUUAGUACCUGGUAUCUCUUAAACAUAACUUUGUUUUUCCUUCUCGAUACUUUUACCAGAGAUGGAUGGUUUCACUUUACAUGUUUUAAACUUGCUCCAUAUUGAUCUCGAGACUGCUAUAUCUGUAAAUAGUGUAAGUAGUAUAUAUUUUCAAUGUUAUUCAUAAACUGUGCAGGGUUGGCCUAUAUCAUUAACGAGCUGAUUACUACAUUUUCAAUUUAUUGUGUGUGUAUUGAGAUACAUCGACUAUCUCUUUCUAAUCAUGUUCACGUUGGUUCUGUUCUUUGUGACGUCGUUAUUGUUGUUGUUAUUGUUGUUCUUAUCAUUGUUGUUAUUGUCGUUGUUUUUAUUGCUGUUGUUAAUGUUUAUAAUGUAUCAUUCAAUUUACGAACAUUUACGCCAAUAGUUAUAGAAGUUAAUAUAUGUGAAAUCAGAAACUUCGCGACAUAAUUUAACUCUCCUAUAAAUGACACCAUUUACAGCUGUGAGUCAUUUUUCGCAUGUUUCCAAACAUGUCGAGGGUAGGGAACGAGGUAUGGAUGGUUUAUCAAAAUUGCAUUGUAAAAAGGAAAGAUGUGAAUAAUUUUGCUCGUUAGCUUUGCUCGUUCGCAAAAUUUAGAAAAUUUGAAAAGUGAUAUUAGGGCACGAGUCGUCAUCCCCUGUGUAAGAGUCGUGUCCACAACCAUAUAUGGUUAACACGUAAUCAAAUUUAAAUAUUUGGGAGCAUGAAACAUUCGAUAGGCGUGACCAAGCGCAACUUUCAUGCACGCGAAAGUUUCUUAUUUUUGGAGUAAAUCUCUUGUUAUAAAAAGACUCGUAUAUAAUUGGUUACAAAUACAAAGUAGCCUAAGUCUCAUUUCUUCAAUUGAUUUUAUUUUCUUCAUAACGACUGUUGGAAGAAAGAAAAAAAAAUGGGAGAAAAGCCAUUUUUGUAGAAAAUCACUAAAGAAAACAGUAGAGAAAAACAUCAUUGGAUUAAAAACGUCACUGGAAAAACAAUAUCAUUUUAACUUUCUGCUAAAGAAUCACACAUACUGCCCCACCCUUCGUCAUAUUCUGAACUACUGAACGUAGUCGAGCGGACUAAACAAUUGGUUGGAGAUGUAAAGGUCGUAGGUUCGAUCACGGCAAGGCACUUCAUGAUCUUCAUCGCUUCUGUCCGCCUAGAUGUUAAAUGGAUAGGAUACGAAAGUCAUUGUGGUUUGUUCAGCAUUGUGUACGUCUGUAAAAUGGCACUGGGAUGGAAUGCUCCCAAGGGAGGGGGGGGGGGGAGAAGGGAAUA
Molecule: messenger RNA, 3144 nt
Organism: Strongylocentrotus purpuratus (purple sea urchin)
Lineage: Eukaryota; Metazoa; Echinodermata; Echinoidea; Camarodonta; Strongylocentrotidae
Product: aquaporin-10
Exons: 7
Coding region: 111-1217 (368 amino acids)
Biological process (GO): glycerol transmembrane transport; water transport
Cellular component (GO): basolateral plasma membrane; plasma membrane
Molecular function (GO): water channel activity; urea transmembrane transporter activity; glycerol channel activity
Source: RefSeq, a predicted model, not a curated record